AUGUCACUUGUCAAUAUCCUCAACAUUCAGGUUCUCGACAACCCUUCUUACUUUACAAAUCCAUUCCAGUUUGAAAUUACUUUUGAAUGCAAUGCUGAACUUAAAGAAGAUCUUGAAUGGAAGAUGGUUUAUGUUGGCAGUGCGGACGACAAGACCCACGACCAAGUUCUUGAUUGUAUAAUGGUCGGUCCCAUUCCUGUAGGAAUCAACAAGUUUAUCUUUGCUGCCGAUGCACCCAAAAUCGAGCUGCUGCCUAAGAACAACCUUUUGGAAGUAACAGUCGUUCUCCUGAGCUGUGCUUACAAUGACCAAGAAUUCGUUCGUAUUGGAUAUUAUGUGAACAAUGAAUAUAUGGACGAAGAAAUGCGUCUUGAACCUCCCGAGGAAGUCAUUGUUGAGAAGUUGCAGAGAAAUAUUUUGGCAGACAAGCCAAAGGUUACCAGGUAA
Messenger RNA from Phycomyces blakesleeanus NRRL 1555(-), 447 nucleotides. RefSeq lists its product as hypothetical. The record is from RefSeq and is a predicted model, not a curated record. Gene Ontology annotation, cellular component: nucleus. NCBI's taxonomy places the organism in Eukaryota, Fungi, Mucoromycota, Mucoromycetes, Mucorales, Phycomycetaceae. The transcript has 3 exons. Gene Ontology annotation, molecular function: histone binding. Bases 1 to 447 code for a protein of 148 amino acids. Gene Ontology annotation, biological process: DNA replication-dependent chromatin assembly.